AUGAUCGAUCUCGAUCAAUCCGAAGGAGAAGUCAUUGGGAAGGGUUACCUACAGGAAGAUCACGAGCGAGCCAUCCAAGGCGAACAACAUUUCCAUCGUCUUGGUUGGAAACGCCUUACAAUAGUGCUAAUUGUUCAAUCAAUUGCACUAGGCAGCUUGAGUCUUCCAGCGGCAUUCGCAACAAUGGGAAUGGUUGCCGGUGUCAUACUGACCGUGGGAUUGGGAGUCAUCACAAUUUACGCUAGCUACAUCGUCGGUCUGGUGAAGCUCAAGUAUCCACAUCUCCCACAUUACGUUGACUUUGGUCGCCUUCUCAUGGGAGGCAUUGGGGACAAAAUCUUUGCGGUCGCAUUUGUGGCCCUCAUGACCCUGACAGUAGGAUCCCAUUGUCUGACGGGGAAACUUGCCCUGGCGACCAUCACCGAGAGUAGUGUAUGCGCUCUCGUAUUCAGCAUUGUAUCCGCCAUCAUUCUUUUCGCCUUGGCCGUACCUCCGUCCUUCGCCGAGAUCUCCAUCUUAGGGUACAUCGACUUUGCCUCCAUCAUAGUGGCAAUUGGGAUCGUCAUGAUCGCAACUGGGAUUCAAAGCCACGAUGUCUCAACAACGUGGUCCGCAUGGCCCAAAGAAAAUCUAACAUUCAGCGAGGCUUUCGUCGCUAUCUCGAAUAUCGCAUUCGCUUAUGCUUUCUCCUCGGCCCAGCCAUCCUUCAUGGAUGAAAUGCACACCCCGAAAGACUUUACCAAGUCUAUCACUGCUCUAGCCCUAACGCAAAUGACGAUAUACACUAUCACGGGAGCACUCGUCUACGCGUUCGUGGGUCAGGAUGUCCAGUCCCCAGCACUGCUGUCCGCUAGUCCUCUUAUUGCUAAGGUUGCCUUUGGUGUGGCAUUGCCUGUUAUUUUUAUCUCGGGCUCGAUCAACGCCACUGUCGCCUCUCGCUUCAUUCAUGGCCGGAUAUAUCAAGACUCCACUGUUCGUUAUAUCAAUACGGCUAAGGGAUGGAUGACCUGGCUAGGAGUCGUGGCAUUUAUUAUUGUUCUCGCGUGGAUUGUGGCCGAGGCCAUUCCCUUCUUUUCUGAGUUACUCUCUAUCUGUGGUUGUUUGCUUGUCUCUGGAUUCUCUUUUUAUCUGCCUCCUGUGAUGUGGUUCUUUCUUAUCAAAGAAGGAUCCUGGCUAGAGAAGCGGAAUAUUCGUCUUGCAAUCUUGAAUCUGAUUGUGUUUGUUGUGGGAGUUACUGUGCUUGGUUGUGGGAUGUAUGCAAGUGUGACUGAGGUGAUUUCCAAGUUUCGGACGGGAUCUAUUAAUCGUCCGUUUUCAUGCAAUGCUGGUUGA
Messenger RNA from Aspergillus sclerotioniger CBS 115572, 1332 nucleotides. RefSeq lists its product as uncharacterized. Gene Ontology annotation, cellular component: vacuolar membrane. Gene Ontology annotation, biological process: amino acid transmembrane transport. NCBI's taxonomy places the organism in Eukaryota, Fungi, Ascomycota, Eurotiomycetes, Eurotiales, Aspergillaceae. Bases 1 to 1332 code for a protein of 443 amino acids. Gene Ontology annotation, molecular function: amino acid transmembrane transporter activity. The transcript has 2 exons. The record is from RefSeq and is a predicted model, not a curated record.